This is a messenger RNA of Cornus florida, 2875 nucleotides long. RefSeq names its product two-component response regulator ARR12-like. The transcript is spliced from 6 exons. The record is from RefSeq and is a predicted model, not a curated record. Gene Ontology annotation, molecular function: DNA binding; DNA-binding transcription factor activity. Bases 519 to 2612 code for a protein of 697 amino acids. Gene Ontology annotation, biological process: phosphorelay signal transduction system; cytokinin-activated signaling pathway. Lineage: Eukaryota; Viridiplantae; Streptophyta; Magnoliopsida; Cornales; Cornaceae.
GGCUUCAUAUGAGAGAGAGAAGAGAGAGGAAAAAGUUCCUGGAAGAAGGUUAUAAAGUAUAAACAACAGCUCUCUGAUUCAUAUCAACACACACACACACGACUAUUUUAUAUUGAAAAAGGUUUUCUAUUCUGUGAGAAGAAGAAAGAGCUAAAGACAAAUACAGAGGUGGGGAUAUUGGUUCUUUGUAGAGAGAGACACAUAGGGGUUGUGAUUGCUCAAGUACUACCAUAUGAUUUGGUGUGUUGUUGGGUUGAACCCAUUUUCACUUUGUUCUGGUCAUCUCCAUUAUUGACAAUAUGUACAGCUUUACUACUUAUUUCAACUGGUUUUCGCCUCUUAGUCUAUACACGAACUCUAUCGUUAAUUCUUCUCGAAUCUUCUUUCAUUAGCGUUCUUUGCCUUCUGGGUUUGUUGAAAAAGUUAAAAAAAAAGGCAGUGUUUUCAGUGCGCAAAGGCUAAAAGUUUGUUCUGUGCUUGAUUUUCUUAUCUGGGUCUUUGAAAUUUCUGUUCCGAAGAUGACAGUGGAGGAAAUUAGAGGAAGCUCGGGUGGUGGAAAUGGGAACGAUGAUAGAUUUCCGGUGGGUAUGCGUGUUCUUGCCGUCGACGAUGACCCCACUUGUUUGAUGCUAUUGGAGGGUUUGCUUCGGAAAUGCCAGUAUCAGGCUACAACGACCAGUCAGGCAAGAACGGCAUUGAAGAUGUUGAGAGAAAACAGAAAUAGAUUUGACCUUGUUAUCAGUGAUGUUCAUAUGCCAGAUAUGGAUGGGUUUAAGCUUUUGGAGCUUGUUGGUCUUGAAAUGGAUCUACCUGUCAUCAUGUUGUCAGCAUACAGUGAUACCAAACUUGUAAUGAAGGGGAUAACCCAUGGUGCUUGCGACUACUUGGUAAAACCUGUUAGAAUUGAAGAGCUCAGAAACAUAUGGCAGCAUGUAAUCAGGAGAAAGAAGGUCGACUCCAGGUCCCAAAACAAGUCGGUUACUCAAGAUAGUGCCCAACAGGGAAGUGGAGAUGGUGGACUAGGGCCUGCACUGGGAGGUAAUGCAGAUCAGAAUGGGAAGCUCAAUAGAAAAAGAAAGGAUGAGGAAGAGGAGGAUGAAGAGAACGAAAAUGAGAAUGAGGACCCAGGAGCCCAGAAGAAGCCUAGGGUUGUUUGGUCUAUAGAGCUUCAUAGGAAGUUUGUUGCAGCUGUUAAUCAAUUGGGCAUUGACAAGGCUGUUCCUAAAAGGAUUCUUGAUAUGAUGAAUGUCAACGGACUUACUAGGGAAAAUGUGGCAAGCCAUCUCCAGAAAUAUAGGCUUUACUUGAAAAGGAUCAGUUCUGUGGCAAACCAGCAAGCUAACUUGGUUGCUGCAUUAGGAUGUAAAGAUUCCUCUUAUAUGCGCAGUGGUUCAUUCGAUGGACUCGGAGAUUUUAGAAGUUUGGCUGGGUCAGGAAGGCUUCCAAAUUCUGCCUUGUCAUCAUAUUCACCAGGUGGGAUUCUUGGUAGAUUAAACACCCCUGCUGGUGUGAGCCUCCGUAGCCUCAGUUCUCCUGCACUGAUUCAACCAAGUCAUACCCAAAUCUCAAGCAACUCCAUUAAUAAUAUUGGGAAGUUCCAGCCUGUUGUUUCGCCUGCAAACCAAAUUGGAAGUUUGUUUCAUGGGAUUCCAGCAUCAUCGGAGCUUGACCAUUUGCAACAGAGCAAGUGUUCCAAUGGAGAUUUCAAUUCAACUGCUGAUCUAACUAACUUUGCAGCUGCCAGUACAUAUGCAGACAGCAGUGUUGUAGUUGGUAGUUCAAGUAACUCUCUAGUCAGUGCCCCUAACAAUCCUCUGAUGCUACAAGGGAACCCACAACAAACACAUAUUGGGGAAGGAUUUGGAAAUCAGUCUUCUUUCAAAAGGGCUUCUUUCAACUCGGAACCUUUCAAUGUUGGUGUCAGUGGUGCUUCUAAUUUCCGGGAUAAUGGUAGCUGUAAUGUGAAUUGGCAGAGUCCCAUUCAACUAUCAAAUUUUUCUUCAAAUUCUUUGCCAUUAAACGAACCUUUCCAUCAUAAUCAGUUGCAACCUAAUAGCUUAAGAGAAAAUGCUUCCUCAAUUGGCCCUCAGGUUCGGAGUAGCCAACUCGAAUUUUCUUCUAUCAUUACACCUUCAGCACCUCUAGAGGAUUCCAGAGGAGAGAUGCUUUGCCACGCAUUGGUUGGUGAUAAUCUUCAGAAUAUGAACCAAGCAACAAACCAAAGGUGGAGAGAACAUAAAGAGGAUUACACCCACAACUCAAAUAAAAUUUUCAGCACCUUAAGUUCUUUGGUUCCCGCCAGUGGUGUUGUGGGCCCCUUAAGCCAGAGUUUGGACCAAAAUAAUGGAAUCUGCAAUGUCGGCCAAUCAAAUAGUGGUGCUUCAUCUCUGGUGCAGCAUGGUGAGGUUGAGAGAUCAGCUAUGGACUCAAAGAUGAGUGCCACGGAAGAUUACCUUUUGGAGCAAACAAAGUUGCAGGGUGGUUUUGCUCCUAAUAAUUAUGACUCGUUGGAUGAUCUAGUGAAUGCAAUGAUCAAACGGGAACAAGAAGGAACAAUGCUGAUGAACGGAGAAUUUGGAUUUGAUACUUGCUCGUUUGGCUCAUGUUUGUGAGAUUCCUGUAAGCUGCUGCUUAUAUCUAGAGAAAAGAGGAGGUAUCAACAGAUAAGUUCACUCCACGAGGAGUUUGUAUCAAUAUGUAACUUUUUUCUGCAUUUCUCUGUGUAUCCUUCCAAUUUUAUCCCGUUAUCAAAGUUCUAUUUCAUGUGGGUUUCUAAUGCCAUGUGGGUUUCUUAAAUCUUUCAAUGUCUCGACAUCUUGAGGGAACAAUGCCAUUAGAAUAUCUCAAACUCUGAAGAACUUUUCUUUUAUUUCAA